This is a messenger RNA of Colius striatus (speckled mousebird), 759 nucleotides long. Its product is annotated as ciliary microtubule associated protein 1A-like. The transcript has 6 exons. The record is from RefSeq and is a predicted model, not a curated record. Bases 1 to 759 code for a protein of 252 amino acids. Gene Ontology annotation, cellular component: cytoskeleton. NCBI's taxonomy places the organism in Eukaryota, Metazoa, Chordata, Aves, Coliiformes, Coliidae.
AUGCCCGACAACGCCUGGGUGGGCAGCUGGAGGCCGCACCGGCCCCGCGGCCCCAUCGCCGCUCUGUACAGAGGCCCGGGGCCCAAAUACAUGCUGCCCACCAAUGUGGGCUUCCAGCAGCACGACCUGUCCCGCAGCCGCGCUCCCGCCUACAGCUUCGGGCUGCGCCUGGAGGAGCAGCGGCGGGACCGCUCCCCGGGGCCCGUGUACCUGCCGCCCCCCGGCACGGGCAAGGCCAGCCCCCCGGCCUUCUCCAUCCACAGCCGGCCCCGCGACCUGCCCCUGCCCCGCCUGCCCGGCCCAGGCUCCUACUCACCGGAGAGGGCCAACAGGCUGGCCUUCCCCACCGCGCCUGCCUACACCCUCCAUGACAGAACCAAGCACAGCAGCAUCCUCCAGACGCCAGGCCCUGCAGCCUAUCAGCUGCCCCCCAUGCUGGGGCCACGCGUGGUGGACAAGAGCUCGUCCCCCAGCUACUCCAUGUCAGGACGAAGCAACGUGGGAACCUUUUACCAGGACCUGUGCAAGACGCCGGGGCCUGGCAACUACCACACGGUGAACGCUGACAUCUACAAGCGCCGGGCGCCGCAGUUCAGCAUGUUGGCACGGAACAGCCCCCCUGGGGACACCACCACCAAGCCUGGGCCCGGUGCCUACAGCCCCAAGCAGAGCCAGAGGCAGGGGCAGACUUUUGGGAUCCGGCACUCAGACUACCUGGCUCCCCUCAUCGUGGAUGUGCCUGACAACAGGGAGCAGUGA